CGCGUCGUGGAUCGUGUGUGGCUCGAACACGCUCUCGCGGAUUUCUGUCGACGAUACGCAUCCCGCCAACCGGAUCCACGUGGAUACAACUGUCAACCAGCCGCGACGUUCCGACCCGAAACGUUGAAUCCCGGGGGAAACGCAAAAUGGAUCCCGACAAUUUCAAGGACUUCGCCAAGGAAAUGGCAGAAUAUAUUACUAAUUAUCUAGAGAAUAUCAGGGACAGGAGAGUGUUGCCAACCGUGCAACCAGGUUAUAUGAAACCUCUCUUGCCAUCCGAGGCUCCACAGACGCCAGAAAGUUGGAAAGAUAUCAUGGCGGACAUAGAAAGAGUAAUAAUGCCAGGUGUCACCCACUGGCAUAGUCCAAAAUUUCACGCAUACUUCCCCACAGCCCAAUCUUAUCCAGGAAUUGUUGCUGACAUGCUCAGCGGCGCCAUUGCUUGCAUCGGAUUCACUUGGAUUGCGAGUCCUGCAUGCACCGAGCUAGAAGUAAUAAUGUUGGACUGGCUAGGAAAAAUGUUAGAUCUGCCCAAGGAAUUUCUAGCCUGCAGCGGUGGGAAAGGUGGCGGCGUGAUUCAGGGCACUGCUAGUGAAGCCACUUUAGUGGCACUUCUCGGCGCUAAGGCUAGGAAAAUAAGGCAGGUCAAGGAACAGCAUCCUGAUUGGACUGAUUAUCAGAUCGUUGAAAAACUGGUCGCUUACAGUUCCGCUCAAGCUCAUAGUUCCGUAGAACGAGCAGGACUUCUUGGGGGUGUUAAGUUCCGGUUGCUCGAGGCGGACUCAAAAUACAAACUACGCGGCGACGUCCUCGCGGAAGCCAUUCGCAAAGACAAAGAACAAGGACUAAUUCCAUUUUACGCUGUUGCAACUUUAGGAACGACUUGUUCGUGCGCUUUCGAUCGUCUCGAUGAAAUGGGUGUAGUUGCAAAUCGUGAAAAUGUCUGGUUGCACGUCGACGCAGCUUACGCUGGUUCCGCUUUCAUUUGCCCCGAAUUUCGAUACUUAAUGAAGGGUAUCGAAUUGGCAGAUUCGUUCAACUUCAACCCACAUAAGUGGAUGCUGGUUACUUUCGACUGUUCGACAAUGUGGCUGAAAGAUCCAACUUAUGUCAUCAACGCGUUUAACGUCGAUCCACUAUACUUGAAGCAUGACAUGCAAGGAUCAGCUCCGGACUACAGGCAUUGGCAAAUUCCACUGGGCCGCAGAUUCAGAGCGCUGAAACUCUGGUUCGUCUUACGAAUUUAUGGCGUGGAAAAUCUUCAACGGUACAUCAGAAAUCACGUUGCCCAAGCUCACGAAUUUGAAGCUAUGGUCCUCUCAGAUCCUCUUUUCGAAGUUGUUGCUGAAGUGAUACUAGGACUCGUUUGUUUCAGAAUAAAGGGCUCGAAUGACAUAAACGAAACGCUAUACAAAAGGAUUAAUGCAGCUGGAAACAUUCAUUUGGUGCCAUCCAAGAUAAAUGACAUGUAUUUCCUACGUUUCGCGAUUUGUUCGCGAUUCAGCGAAAGCAAGGAUAUUCUAAGUUCCUGGAAGGAGAUUAAACUGAGAGCCACCGAGGUCCUCGAAGAGCAAUCGGUUUCUAAGUGAUGGCGGGCUCAGAUAGCUCGUGGUUGCAGAUCCUUGUCUCCUGCAACCUGCAAUCAGUCGUAGCUCCUAUGUAGUUGGUUCGAGUUUGAUUAGUCUUGGAGGAAUGGAUGAUUGAGAUAUAGGGAUCUGUCUUACGUAUUUCUUCUUUAUCGUUAAAUACAGUGGAUUCGAUUUCUUUCGUAACAAUAUUUCUUCGCUCAAGUAUAAAUCUUUUAUAGAAGAUUGAAGAAAUUCUAAAUUUAAAUGACAAUUUGCUUUCGUAGGAAGCAUAAUCCUUCCACUCUGAUCUAAAAAUAGCUGACAAGGAGAAGUCGAGAUUGUUAGGAUGUUUUAAUUAUCUGACUCCCGCGUCUCAUUACUAUUUAUAAUAUUUUAUUUAAAGAGUUGUUCAACGUUACAAUUGGAACCGGGCCAUAAUAGUCUAAAAUUUAACGAAUCGUAGUAAAUUCUUUGAAAAUAAUAUUUUCGAAAACACAUUAGACAGAUCCGGUGAAUACAAAAUGCCAAAGAUCGUUCUUCGAGUGCUGUUUUACCCUGGCGAGUUCGUAGCUCAUAUAGUCGCAGUAUUACUUGUUGCCGCGUGACACUUUUCCAACGCAUAGCUAAACGUACAUAGAGCCUAUACUCGUUAGGUCACUUUCUGCGACCAUGUUAAGUGGCACGACUAGCACGAAUUGUUGCAUAAUAGUUGGCAUUCGUGCAACUUAUGGAAAUGCUGGGUAUCUGCAGAAAUUCAGCCAAUAGUGAACAUUGAAACCUCACUGAUGACUUCGAUAAAUGUUAUUUUAAUUUCGUUCUUCUCAUUUGCAAAUUAUUCUAUCCAAUGUAUAUUGCUAAUAGAUAUCCGACAGAAUUUUUGCAUUUACUUAAUAAAGUGCGAGUAAAAUAAACACAAAAUUACGUGUAAUAUUAUAUUCAUGUUGAAUCUGUGUAGUUAUAAUGUAGAUAUCGAAGGCUAGCGUUGAAUUCGAUCGUGUUUGGAAUAACGCGCUCCAGACGUAGCCUGUUUCAUCACAAUGAAAAUUCCAUGUAAUUACGAAAAAAAUUCAUGAAACUUUUUUUUUAAUUUGUUAAAUAGAACUAUUCUAAGUUCCUCGAUAGAGAAAAGUAUCAUGAUACUUAGAAUAUGUACUGAAAUCUGAAUAUUAAAGUGAAUAUUCAUUCUUAAUGAAACAAUCUUCAAUCUUAAUCACACAUUCUUGAUUAGAUUAUGAUCAUUGUUAUCCUAGAACGACUAACACGCUAAUUGCAUUUAUCUACUUUGUAAUAGUUUGUUACAUUUUCCAUUUUUGCAUUUUGUAUCUAUGAAAUUCUUUGGUAAUACAGUUUUCGUUAAAUAUUCACGAAAUAUUUUAAAGGAAGAUAUUCAAUGAAGUGAGUGUUCUAUGCAGAUAAAUUAUGCACAAAAAUAUUCUGUGCUACGUUCGUAGCAUAGAUAAUGUCCCAACAUGUAUAUGGAAGACAAUAUUGUAUAAAAUAUUAGUAGACUUAUAGAUUAGAUUUCAAACUGAGUUGUAUAUAUGUUUAUGAUAUACCUAUGUAUAUAGAAUAUUGUAUAAAAUAUUUGCUGAUUCAUAGAUUAAACUGAAGUCAGAGUAGAUUACCCAAUUUUGUUGACACAUUCUGAAAAAUUGAAUGUUAGUUAUAAAAAAAAUUGAAAAUACUUAAUUGCUGAUACUAUGAACUUAAAAUCACUGUUGACAUAUCUAUCUUCUUUUUUCUUCGUUGUUUAUAUAAAAUUUAUUUAUUCAUCGUUUACUAGUGUUAACCAAAUCAAAUGAUGUUUAAACAUCAUGAGUAGCAUAAUCACUGACAGUAUUACGCUCAUUUAUAAUACAUUGCUCCUUAAUUAUCUGGUAUGAUAUGUAUAAAAUAUUGAAAAAUGCAAAAGCGAAUUCUUAUUGAUUUAAUCGAUCUAACACUCGUAUAUACUAAUAUUCAAAUUACACACCUAGCACGUUUAUGUUGUAAAUAAGUUAUAAAGGGUGGGCCAGAAACGCUACCGUAGUUGAACUUCGAAAUUGAUUUUUUCAAAUUGGAUGAAAAAAAUGUUACAUCAAAUUUUUUUCUUAUUUAUUUCACAUAGGAGCACACUCUGGCCCACCCUGUAUAAUUAUUAGUUGUAAGUUUAAUCUAUGCAAUGUAUCUUCCUCACCUACGCAAGCCAUCUUCGUUCCCGAAUAUUAAAUUUAUUUGCCAUGAUCGUACUUGAGGUACAAUAUCAUAGUUAUUGAAUCGUUAAGGAAAGAAUUAUUUUAUUUAUUUCAUUAUCGAAACUCGGAACUCUUGUAAAUAUCGAUUCUAAUAUUCAAAAUUCUAAUACUGGUCUAACUCGUUUUGUGGAAAAUUAUAGUUUACAAUUAUUAACAAUUAUUUGUAUUUGAUCAAACAAUUUUAUAUGAUCAGUUACAGAGUAUUGUUAAAUUGUAAAUUGACAAUUUUAGAUACGAAAUGGACUGAUUGUAAAAUAAUAUUA
Colletes gigas is the source of this 4065-nucleotide messenger RNA. It is a transcript of the gene Ddc, whose product is annotated as aromatic-L-amino-acid decarboxylase. The record is from RefSeq and is a predicted model, not a curated record. Lineage: Eukaryota; Metazoa; Arthropoda; Insecta; Hymenoptera; Colletidae. Gene Ontology annotation, molecular function: pyridoxal phosphate binding; aromatic-L-amino-acid decarboxylase activity. The transcript is spliced from 11 exons. Gene Ontology annotation, biological process: serotonin biosynthetic process; catecholamine metabolic process; amino acid metabolic process. Bases 147 to 1589 code for a protein of 480 amino acids.